Molecule: messenger RNA, 2598 nt
Organism: Acanthosepion pharaonis
Lineage: Eukaryota; Metazoa; Mollusca; Cephalopoda; Sepiida; Sepiidae
Source: the annotation of a GenBank genome assembly
AUGAAUGUUGAUUUGUAUGAACAUACCAGUAAGUCUAUUCUGGAUGGAUUGCUCAAUGGUUAUAAUUGUUCAGUUUUUGCUUAUGGUGCAACUGGAGCUGGAAAAACUUACACAAUGCUUGGUACCAAUGACCAACCAGGUAUUACAUUUUUGACUUUGAUGGACCUUUACCAAAGAAUUGAAGCAAUCAAAUCUGAAAAAGUUUGUGAAGUAGCAGUUUCUUAUUUGGAGGUGUACAAUGAACAAAUUAAAGAUUUAUUAAAUGGAAAAUGUCAAUUACCAAUUCGUGAAGAUCCUAAAGCUGGAGUUGUCAUUCCUGGGCUUUCAUUGCAUAAACCUCAGAAUGAACAGGAUUUGCUGUAUAUGCUCUACAAUGGAAAUAAAAAUCGUACCCAACAUCCUACUGAUGCAAAUGCUGAAUCUUCACGAUCCCAUGCUGUAUUCCAAGUUUUUAUCAGACAGUCUGAUCGUACGGCAAACUUGGUCACCUCUGUUCACAUAGCUAAAUUAUGCUUAGUUGACCUUGCUGGUUCUGAGCGUGGAACUGUCACUAAGAAUAGUAGCAGCAGAAAGAGAGAAGGUGCCAACAUCAAUCGUUCUUUGCUCGCUUUAGGAAAUGUUAUUAAUAUGUUAGCAGACAACAAGGUAAAAGCUCACAUUCCUUACCGAGAUAGUAAACUGACACGUCUUCUUAAAGAUUCAAUUGGAGGCAAUUGUAGGACUGUAAUGAUAGCUGCAAUUAGUCCAUCUGCAAAAUCAUAUGAAGAUACGUAUAAUACAUUGAAGUAUGCAGACCGUGCCAAGCAUAUUCGUGCUGAUUUAAAGAAAAAUAUCAUGAAUGUGAAAUCCCAUUUUAGCAAAUAUGGGAAGAUCAUUGAAAGUCUUCGUCAAGAGGUUUCUGAACUAAAAUUGAAACUUCAAAACUUUGAAAGUACUGAGAAUCAGAAAGUAAUCGAUAUACCCCAAUUACAGUCAAUAGAAGAAAGCAAAAGAUUGCAAGAAGUUCUUUACAACAUAUUUGUUCAUAGAAAAAGUGUUCGUAAAGAAAUUCUUGAAUAUGAAAGCAUCCUUCGUACCACAGAAUGGAAAAUUUUUUCCAAAAAGCAGUGUUUGAAUAAAGUCAAUUGGGUAUAUGAUUAUAAUUGUCUUGAAUGCCAAUCAAAAAAAGAAAAAGGAAGGCGCAUGAUAGAAAUAUCUCAAAAGCGAAUCAAAUCUAUUGAAGAUAAGAUAGAAGCUUCCCAAAAGAACUUUGCCAAUAAUGAAGAACAAUUACAAAGAUGGAAAGCAGAAAAAGACCUUAUAUCAGGAGAAAUGUCACAAUCUUUAGAUGUUAACUUACGAGCACAUCACUUGGAAGUUGAAUUAGCAGAUAAUCAGCGAUUCAAUAAGCAUCUGAAAAAGGUCAUCAGUCUUCAAGAUCGAGACAGUCGCAUUAAAGACAAAACAAUUAAUAAUCUAACAAAAACAAUGAAAAGAUUUUACUCUGUCAUAAAAAAUAAUGGACUACUCACUAGUGGUAUUCAGCAGGAUUAUAAUCAAGUGAUUGAACAAAUUCUUGGUGAUAAAGAGAUUACAUGGGCCGAUGAGAAUCAGGAUGAUGACAAUUCCAAUAUUAAUGGAAUUACACUUGAAAAAAUCACUCAUUUUCCAGUUCUCAAUAGUGUUUCACAUUCUCAAUCUCUUGAUGUUAAUGUGAAGAAGCGAAGAGACUCUCUUACACCAAUUUUAUCCCGGGCCAAGAACUUUCUUGAUUCCACUGAAGAUGCCAAAAUAGGUUGUGCUUAUAUAGAGGAUUCUUGUACGCCAAUUAUGUCAAAAAGCACCCCUCGUGUAAUCAACAAUUUUCCAAGUCAAAGAAAUGAAAUGUCCAAAUUUUCAUCAAAUGUGGAGGGCUUACAGCUACAAGUAGAAAGUCAAGUUUCUUCAAAAGUUUCAAACCUAUCAGAUUCUGAAUUUGAUCUCAAAUGUAAAAAUACCAAAAAAGAAAUUACAUUCAGUCCUUGUCUGAAAUCACCAAAUGUAUCUGUGUGUCAAACACCAAAAACUAACAAUAAUGGAAAUGUUGGUCAAGCCAUAUUUCAAAAUGAUUGCUCUAUGAAAGAAACUGUGACAUAUCCAUUGGUUGAAAAGAAAGUUUUAUUUGAACAAAUCCCUUUGACAUCUAUUAAUAACAAACCAAAUCACACUCCUUCAUCACAAAUACUUUCCCCUGCAGAUUUGCCAUCAACAAGAAAUGAAGCUCAUUUGCUGUUGGUCGGUGGUGGCACAAUUACAAAAACUCAACCUUCCAUAGAAUUGGGACUUCUACCAACAUGUAAAGUAAAACCAGUUAUUAGUGUACGCUCACCUGCAGCUAAAGAAAACAGGAAAACACUACACCGCCAAGGAGUACCUUCAAUGUGUAAUAGAAAAAUUUCCACAGGAAGCAAGAAGGCUCCGUCUCGAAAUUUAACAAGGACUCAAUUGAUGACUGCUUCUACUGGAAAUAAUAGAUUUCUAUCCAAAUUACCAAGUUUAGGAGCUGAAGAUGCUCCAUCCAGUCGAAAAUCUCGCAGAGUUUUAUUCUCUAGUAAAUCGGCAAGUGAUUUCCGCAGUUGA